CGGGGUUUAAGUCCCCUAAACGAGCUUGUGACGUAUUAACGCCGUUCCAUUCUCCUUCCUGUGCUCCCUCCGUGCGCUGUUCCGGAUGUAAGACCCUCCUCCCUCCUCUCUGCUGAUCCUCUUAUCUCGGAGCAGGCGGCUACGAUGGAUAUUGUAAACCAGCUGGUCGCCACCGGGCAGUUCACCGUCAUCAAACAGCCGUUGGGUUUUAUAAAGAUCCUGCAAUGGGUUUUUUCCAUCUUUGCGUUCGCAACAUGCGGCAGCUACUCCGGCAUGUUCAAGAUGAGCGUGGAGUGUAAAAACAGGACCGAGAGCGACCUGAACAUCGAGGUGGAGUUUGAGUACCCGUUCAGGCUCCACCAAGUCUACUUUGAUGCUCCCACCUGCAAGGGAGGCAAACCAGAGCGCCUCUUCCUCGUAGGUGACUACUCCUCCUCCGCGGAGUUUUUCGUCACCAUCGGCGUGUUCUCCUUCCUCUACUCAAUGGCGGCCCUCGCCGUCUACCUCUUCUUCCUGGAGAGGUACCGCGAGAACAACAAGGGCGCCCAGAUCGACUUUGGCGUGACCUGCGUUUUCACGUUCAUGUGGCUAGUCAGCGCUGCAGCCUGGGCCAAGGGCCUCUCCGACGUGAAGACGGCCACUGACCCGGAACGCAUCAUCUCGCUGAUCUCCGCCUGCAACCACGAGGAGAACCGCUGUCGUGAGGUCCACGACCCUGUCGUGUCUGGAUUGAACACAUCUGUGGCAUUCGGAUUCCUCAACUUGAUCCUGUGGGGCGGCAACCUGUGGUUCGUGUUCAAGGAGACCGGGUGGCUGGCCGCCUUCACGGGGUACCCCCCGCCUUCCCAGGAGAAACAGCCCGCCCCCGAGUCCUUUGCCCAGGGAGGGUACGGUCAGGACUACGGCCAGCAGGACCCUUACGCUGGCACUCAGGGGGGCUACCAGCCCGACUAUGGCCAGCAAGGGAGCGGAUACGAGGGCGGAUACUCCCAGGGGGGGCCCACCUCCUAUUCCAAUCAGAUGUGAGACAAGCGGACGGGCGGUGGCCGAAGGCUGUUUUAAGGUGCAGAGGGGGAGAGAGCAGAAAAUGGGGUGAGCAAAGGGAGGAGCUGCACGAAAAGGCGCGUAAGGAGAUGCGAGCGAUGUUUUCGAAGUGGCGGCAGUGGGGUACGGAGGAGAGCAAAGACACCACGUCACGGGGAGCGCGAGGAUGGUUCCGUCUCGUCUUCAUCGGUUAAUCGAUCAAUUAGCUGUUGUAAAAAAGCAAAAAAAAAAAAAAAAGAAAAAAACUCAUGCGUGCUUGGAGUUACUGUUUCUGUGCAUCACAGAAAACCUGAAAUGCGAAAAGAAAAAGAGCAAAUAAUAAAUUUAAGUAACAAGCGAAAGAUAGUUUAAGUUUCUUGUUCUCGAUUAACAAGCGUAGGGAUAUUUGGUGUUUCCUUAUAUUAUGCUUGUUUUGCUGGCGGUGGCACAUUAUUUGUGUUUUUAAGAUGACGUUAUUUGAACUUUUGAAGGAAUAAUCCAAUUCUGUUUGAUGGAUCUUACUAUUUUGCGUUGACAUCACACUGACAUUCGCAUAGUUAUCACCAGUGCUCUUUGGUGUGUCUUGUACAGGGAUUGUAACUGAUGUAAUCGAGGCAUCACAUACUCACAAUAGUGAUAAAUUUGCGCAUAAAUGCUAUUAUCUUUACGACUGGCCUUUUAUUCACCCGGCAGGAUAGCAGUUAUUGCAUAAAGGCCGUAAUGUUAUAGGCAAAAUCAUGCAUAAUUUUCCUAACGCAGUUCUCCAGAUUUGGAUUUUGUAAAAUGAUCCAAAAUGAGAAAGACCAAAGUUGUGAAUGAACAUGAAAAUAGUUACGCGCAGUUACUAUGGCGACGCUUACGCACUGUAUGUACAGUAAGAAUCGAGAAGAAGAUGCGUAGAAUCACUAGCCGUGACAGUAUAAAACACAUUGUCAUGUUAAGAUUGCGGUGUGCCGUCACGGCGCGGUAUAGAUGCCGGAGUCCAGCCGCAGUCAGGUAUCAUUUUCAAUAUGCAAAUAUUCCAAAUGUCUGAGAAUACUUUAAGAAAAUAUUUUUAUUAUUAUUUUUGGUAUUAACACAUAUAUUACAUCUAUAGCCUUAAGUAAUUCAUAAGGAGCGCUGGGGUAGGCUCCAGACUCUCAGUCUGAAAGGGUUCUUAGCAUUUUACAAUCGAGGUUUUCCCUUAGGGAUAAGAAUCAGGUUGUCCGGGUGCAUCUCUUUCUCUCUUUCUCUCCCUUUGUGUGUGGAUGUACGUGUGCGUGUGUGUGUGUGUGUGUGUGUGUGUAUCCUCUCUCUCUUUCUCUCUCUCUCUCUCUCUUUGUAUCUCUCCCCCUAAUAAGUAUAUGCAUAAUUAGUCUGUUGUUAGUGGUGGAUGAUGUCUUGUGAUUCUCUCAACGCCUUUGGGUAGUGAUGUGUUUAUUGCGUACCAUGUAUUCGUAGUAUUAAUGAUGAUUAAAACCAUGUCAGACCCCCCCCCCCCAGAAUUCUGUUGUGUUCUUACUCUAUGGAAUUCAUGUGCAACUAAAUUCAAUAAACUUGAAAUAAUUAA
Scleropages formosus (Asian bonytongue) is the source of this 2572-nucleotide messenger RNA. Its product is annotated as synaptophysin-like. The transcript is spliced from 7 exons. The record is from RefSeq and is a predicted model, not a curated record. Bases 145 to 1026 code for a protein of 293 amino acids. Gene Ontology annotation, cellular component: synaptic vesicle; synaptic vesicle membrane; presynaptic active zone. NCBI's taxonomy places the organism in Eukaryota, Metazoa, Chordata, Actinopteri, Osteoglossiformes, Osteoglossidae.